This is a messenger RNA of Penicillium oxalicum, 1305 nucleotides long. RefSeq lists its product as uncharacterized. Gene Ontology annotation, molecular function: transmembrane transporter activity. Lineage: Eukaryota; Fungi; Ascomycota; Eurotiomycetes; Eurotiales; Aspergillaceae. Gene Ontology annotation, biological process: transmembrane transport. The record is from RefSeq and is a predicted model, not a curated record. The coding region runs from base 1 to 1305 and encodes 434 amino acids. The transcript is spliced from 4 exons. Gene Ontology annotation, cellular component: fungal-type vacuole membrane.
AUGGAUGUCAAAACUUCGUUCUCUGAUGACUCGCAGUCAUGCGAAGAUGCGAAGCUCUCACCAUAUCUCGAAAAAAUUGACAGUCAAGUAUUUGAUGAUCUUCCACCUACGGAUGGUGGUCUUCAUGCGUGGCUAUUCUUAGCCGCCUCGGCCAUGAUAGAAGCUUUGUUCUGGGGAUUCGCUUCUUCCUUUGGAGUGUUCCAAAGCUACUACCGUGAGAACGACGUUUUUCCAGACACUGAUAUUGUGGCGGUGGUGGGAACCUGUGCAACUGUAAGGAAUGGCAUACUUGGGUUGCCCACUCAUAAUCACGACGAUGAUCCUGCUUCCUCGCGCAGCAAGAUGGUUCUCCACGAUUGGAAUGACCUUUAUGUGCCUUUCACUUGCCCUGGCCUCCUUUUCCACGACUUUCACGCACCUGGUUCUAUCCCAGGGCCUUGGCUUUGGCAUCGGCGGGUGCAUCGCCUACAGCCCUUCCAUUCUUUACAUGCCAGAGUGGUUCGACAAAAGAGAGGCCUGGCCUUUGGCACCGUAUGGGCUGGAUCAGGACUCUCCGGGAUUCUCAUCCCCUUGGCUCUGGACAAGCUUCUAGUACAAUUUGGCUUUCGAAUGACCCUGCGCAUAUUUUCGGCUUUGAUGUUCGUUCUUGCAGCGCCGUUACUCUACUUCCACAAGCCUCGAUUGCCAGUCUCCAAGGUAACCCAGUACGAGCGGCUGAAUCUUCGAUUCCUGCUAAGUCGGGUCUCGAUCGUCUAUCAGAUGGGUAAUAUUGCCGAGGCGUUGGGAUUUUUCCUCCCUGCGAUCUAUCUUCCCACAGUCGCCCGCUCGCUGGGAGCUUCGAGUUUCGUCGCCUCGCUCACCGUCACCGCGUUGAACUUGGCAUCAGUUUUCGGCAGCGUAUCUAUGGGGCACUUGUCCGAUCGAUGUCCCACGUGGAUCUGUGUUGCUAUUUCCACCGUGGGAACGGUGAUUGCCGUCUUCCUGAUCUGGGGACUAUCCACUACGCUCCCCGUGUUGAUCCUGUUCGGUGUUGCAUACGGACUUUUCGCCGGUGGCUAUUCUGCCAUCUGGGCUGGGAUGAUUAAAGAUAUUCAAAAAGCGAACCCCGGGGCAGACCCGACGAUGAUCUUCUCCACCAUCGCUUUUGGUCGUGGUGUGGGCAAUGUCGUGAGUGGGCCCUUCAGUGAGGUCCUCAUUCAAGCGGAUCAUUGGCAAGGACAGGCGAUCGGUUCCUAUGGGCGUGGGUUCGGACUCAUUAUUAGGCACCAUGGGCUCGACAACUUGAUUAUCGUAAGUCAUGGAUGA